Molecule: messenger RNA, 216 nt
Organism: Rotaria socialis
Lineage: Eukaryota; Metazoa; Rotifera; Eurotatoria; Philodinida; Philodinidae
Source: the annotation of a GenBank genome assembly
AUGGGUAAUACAGUAUUUCGAGAAAGACGUGCUCCUCAAAUCCCAGAACCCAUGCCAUACAAUCGUUCAUAUUAUCGUGGUCAACCGGACUUUGUUCCACGAUCACAUCAUUUUGCCACCCAUGAAGCACCUUGGAAUGUAACACAAUGGAUCGAUCCAAUCGAACCUCACCCUAAAUUGACUUCCAUUCCUGCUUUAUUAGUUGUGCGUAAAUGA